UAUUCAAAAAGUUUCAAGACUAAUUUUUUUCAGCCUUGAGUCAAUACGUUAAGUUUGCAUGCAUUUAAAUAUUUUAUGCAUAUAGCUAUUGCUACACUACUGAUACCACACAAUUGUAUAAAUAUCAGGAUUUAAACAGUCGCAACUCAUAUUAAGUUUGUCGUAUCACGAAAGACGUUGUUUCAUAUUCUUCAUAAUGUUACGUGCUUCAAUUAUUCAAAGUGUCCGAAGAUAUAGCUCUAAUAUAGUUUCCCCCGUAAAAUGCAACCGAUUAGAAGACAAGAUCGCGAUCGUAACAGCAUCGACGGAUGGAAUAGGACUUUCCAUAGCAAAACGUUUAGCACAGGAAGGUGCUAAAGUGAUGAUUAGCAGUCGUAAAGAAUUAAAUGUAAAGAAUGCUGUAGAAGAACUCCGAUCCGAAGGAUUACAAGUUUCAGGUGUUGUUUGUCACGUGGGAAAGGCAGAAGAUAGAAAAAAUCUUUUUGAAAAAACCAAAGCCAAUUUUGGAGGUUUAGAUAUUUUAAUAUCUAAUGCAGCUCUUAACCCAUCCACUGGCCAUACUUUAGAUAAUACUGAAGAAGUAUGGGAUAAAAUUUUUGAUAUCAAUCUUAAAUCUACAUUCUUGCUCAUGAAGGAGUCUCUGCCACUUCUCAAUAAAUCAUUUUCACCUUCUAUUAUUACUAUAGCUUCAAUUGCUGCAUAUAGAAGUUAUGACUUUCUCUCCACAUUUAAGUCUCUUGGUAUAUAUUCAAUUAGCAAGACUGCUUUAUUGAGUUUAACUGGCGUGAUUGCAACGGAACUUGCACCUCAAGGAAUCCGCGUAAAUUGUAUUGCACCCGGGUUAAUAAAGACUAAAUUUUCAAAAAAGCUCUAUGACACACAGGAACCAUACGAUUUUUCUAUGUCAAAGAUUGCUAUGAAAAGAUUGGGAACAUCAGAAGAGAUCGCGAGUGUAGCCGCUUUUCUAGCAAGUGAUGAUGCUUCUUACAUUACUGGUGAAACUAUAGCAGUGACUGGUGGUCUAAUUUCAAGACUUUAAAAAUUUAUUUUAAACUAGCAUUAUAUUGUAUAAUGUUUUUAGCAUUGUACAAUGACAUUAUAUAAAAUCGCUUAAAUAUUAUCCAAUGUUAUAUAUAUGAGCCAUUUAUUUUGAAAGUGGCCUAAGUCCAUUUA
Cataglyphis hispanica is the source of this 1173-nucleotide messenger RNA. It is a transcript of the gene DHRS4, whose product is annotated as dehydrogenase/reductase SDR family member 4-like. Gene Ontology annotation, molecular function: carbonyl reductase (NADPH) activity. The transcript is spliced from 5 exons. Bases 197 to 1039 code for a protein of 280 amino acids. Lineage: Eukaryota; Metazoa; Arthropoda; Insecta; Hymenoptera; Formicidae. The record is from RefSeq and is a predicted model, not a curated record.